AUGAACAAUGAGACUGAAUUUCUUGAGCUGUGGAUCUCCCUGGAGGAGCACCAGGACGCCCUGGAGCUCAUAAUGAGCAAGUACAGGAAGCAGAUGCUGCAGCUGCUGCAGGGGAGGAAGCGGGAAGAGACGGAGCCGGUCUUGGAAGUUCAUCAGGAUAACUGUGUGGAAAUUGAAAGUCAAAUAAACAGAAUAUUUGAGAUGGGAGAAGUGAUGAGAAAAGCUGUUCAAGUUGAUGAUGAUCAGUUCUUUAAAGUUCAAGAGAAACUAGCUCAGUUGGAGCUUGAAAACAAAGAACUCCGUGAACUUUUGUCAAUCAGCAAAGAAUCUAUUGAGGUGGGAAAAGAAGAUCUGCCUGAUGGUGACGCUCAGGUCACAAAAUAA
Molecule: messenger RNA, 384 nt
Organism: Tinamus guttatus (white-throated tinamou)
Lineage: Eukaryota; Metazoa; Chordata; Aves; Tinamiformes; Tinamidae
Source: RefSeq, a predicted model, not a curated record